UUGAGUAGCUGACACGGAUCUGCGUUGUCAGUGGGCCCCUGCGUGCACGUCGUGCUGUCUCUAUCGGCUUUUCGUCGGUGAUGGAAAACACUCGCUGCUUUGCUAACCGUUUCUCCGACUACAAAGGUGCGCUGCGCCCGGGCCAGGGCGCCGAAGCUGCCGUGCCCGUCGUGGUCGCCAGCAUAGAUAAAAUCCUUAAAACUGUUCCCAUCGACCUCAGCGACUGUGACGGAGGGCUAUACGAUGGGCCGGCCGGGGUGGCUUACAUGCUGUAUCACGUCAGCGAGUGCCCGCUGUUCUCUGAGUACCGGGAUGUCUACCUGAAGACGGCCAAGCAGAUGAUCGACAUGUCGAUCAGAUCCGUGGAUGCGGAACCGGACAAAAACAUGCGUGCCGCCUUCCUGCUCGGCGGGGCGGGCAUCUACGCGGUGGCCGCUAUGAUCUACAAGUCCCUGGGCUUGGCUGAUUUCGUGAAGCCGCUGACUAAAUUCCGUAACCUGUGGGAGGUGUGCGCUCCCAUCCAUUUUCUGGAGUGCGGUUCGGAUGAGCUGUUUGUGGGGCGGGCUGGGUACCUGUGCGCCGCCCUGGUCCUCAAACAGAAGCUGGGCAUAGAGAUUCUGAGCAAAGAUCAAAUCAAAUCUAUUUGCCAGGCCAUCAUCGAGUCAGGAAAACAGUAUGCCAGGAAAAAGAGAAAGCCUUUCCCCCUCAUGUACUCGUACUAUGGAACAGAGUACCUCGGUGCAGCCCAUGGCCUUUCAUCAGUGCUGCAGAUGCUGCUGAGCUACCAAGACAUGCUCAGUGGGGCUGAAAAGGAUCUGGUGUGGCAGAGCGUUGAUUUCCUCAUGAACCAGGAGCAAAACUGUAACUGGCCUGCAGAGCUGGGAGCCAUCAUCGAAAGGGAGAACGAGUUGGUGCACUGGUGCCACGGAGCCCCGGGUGUGGCGUACCUUUUCGCAAAAGCCUAUCUGAUCAAUAAGAAGCCACAGUACUUGGAUACAUGCAUUAGAAGUGGAGAACUCGUAUGGCAGAAAGGUCUGCUGAAGAAAGGUCCUGGGAUUUGUCACGGAGUUGCUGGCAGCGCAUAUGUCUUCCUCCUGCUUUAUCGGCUCACAGGCAACUCCAAAUACAUCUACCGUGCUCAGAGGUUUGCAGAGUUCCUCUUCACUGAGGAAUUCAAGGCAGGCUCUCGCUCAGUUACCAGCAUCUACAGUCUGUUCGAAGGCCUGUCGGGGACCGUUUGUUUCCUGGUCGACCUCCUGCAGCCAGACCAGUCAGAGUUCCCUCUGUUCAGUGUCUUUGUGUGAAUGGACUGAAAGGUUACUGCUCUUCACUGACCUGAACAGACCCUGCCCCUUUCCCAGUGAAAUCGCUAAACAACUUAUAGAAACUUUAGAGUCAGGAUUGAUACUGUGAUCAGAACGGGAGUGGAGGGAUGAAUGGUUUUUGUUUGGGCUUUAGAUCAAUAUCACACAGAGGAAAGUUGCUGUAGAAAAAUGGUCUUUUUUCUGUUUGAAUGUUGAGCUUUGAGGCUUUAUCCGAUGCAUGGCACUCACAAAAACAUUGCCCAUUGUUGUCACUAGUGAUGGAGGUCUAUAUGAGAUGUCCGUUGGGCGUAUACAUCAAUAAAUCUGCUUGGGGUCAAAUAACAAAAAACAAAGAUGCUUCUUGUAACUCCAGAUUCGUCUGAGAAUCAUCAAGUUUGCUUCUGUAUCGUAAAAGUAAUGCAGUGAUAGUCGUAAGUGCAUCCAUGGGUACAGUGCAAUAUUUUUAAUGGUGUAAACAAAUGUAGGCUAAAAACAACGCGGCCACAACUAACUCACUGACUCCGCUAACACUAAGCUGUAAUUCUUGUUUACAUCACCCAAAGCGCCCGAAUUGUUCCGUCUGUGUUGUCGUCUGCUUUAUCAGGGUCACACUAAGAAAAGAGCCCAGCACUAAAGUACAGAGAUGAGAAACUGAGAUAUUCUUCCAAGAUGCUGCUCUCAGGUCAGAAACACACAAGCAACUUACACAUAAAGGUAAAAGGCAAUCACACCCCAGUCACACACACAAAAAAGCUAAAAACAGAAAAACAAGUGUCACAUAAAUGCCUUUAAAAUUUUUCUACCAGUUCACCAGCUCAGCGUCACAUAUCGCAGACCUUUGAGUUCAUGUGUUUAGGGUACGUAAUCGCAAACUAUAAAGAUCAUCAAAGCUGGGUGGGGAGGUACAGAAGGGAUGUAACUGGUGUUUAUCGACAACGUAAAAGUAACACUUUGUUUCCGCUGUGCUGUUCUCACCCAUUGAAGCUGAGGUUACGCCUUGUACCAGUGUGACAGCCAUUUGUGUCUAUUAAUAUUUCAAAACCAUGUUAGUUACUGUGUGGGUACUUUCAAAGUGAUCAAUAUGUUGUGAUUUGUUUCAACUUUUACCCUGUAGAUAAAAAAAACAGUAAGUUAGUCUGUACCUUUGUGAUGGAGACGGAGGAGAAAAGAACAAAGUGUGCUGCCGAUGUGAGAAUUUUACUUUCGUCCAACUCAGUCCGUUUCAUGUGGUGUCUCUUUGUGUUCUUUAGUUAAAUGCGCAAAGAGGCCUUAAAAACAAAUUUCUAACUUUCAGAUAUGAUAUCACAUCUCUCGGAGUAUAAGAAGGCAGAGAAUACAGGAAACUGAAGAUGCUUUGGGAAGCUUUUAUGAACAUGUGGCUCAUGUUGAUUAAAAAAAAACUGCCUGUGAAUAACAGCAAACCAAAGCAGUUUCCCAACGUUAACUGAGCCGGUUGUGAAUUAUUUACAAGCUGUACAUGUGUGCUGCUGUUUUUCAUUUGCAAUCCAAGCUGUUUAAAACAAUACCUGCUACUGGAUUAUUGAUACCAAUAAAGUGUCCAG
Pelmatolapia mariae (spotted tilapia) is the source of this 2866-nucleotide messenger RNA. Its product is annotated as lanC-like protein 3. NCBI's taxonomy places the organism in Eukaryota, Metazoa, Chordata, Actinopteri, Cichliformes, Cichlidae. The record is from RefSeq and is a predicted model, not a curated record. Bases 81 to 1304 code for a protein of 407 amino acids. Gene Ontology annotation, biological process: carbohydrate metabolic process; peptide modification. Gene Ontology annotation, cellular component: plasma membrane. The transcript has 5 exons.